CUGACUACAGGCAUUAUUUUUGUUCUGGACAUUCAAGUCCAGUCCUUACCCCUGAUCCUGUCUACGUCUGCUUUUGCUGCAUUCAUCAUUGCUAUAUGUUUCUGUUGUUCAUCUGUUUCAGAGCUAAUCUGUUUGCUGUUGUUCAUCCGGGCCCUGGCAGUCCUGUUAGGUUUACAUUCAGAAAAUCACAGGGAAAACAAAAUUAGAAGGCACUCAUGAUGUCUUUACCAUUCUAUCAAAGACACCAUGACCAUUAUGACCGUGCAUAUCGCCAUAAAGCACUGCAGUCAACUGUAAGUCAGUACCAAAAGGAAACAAAGAACAAAUCUGCUGUCUAUGCUCAAGGAUCUGCAGCUUAUGCCAGGGGCUCUGCAGCCUACCGCCAUGCUUCUGCAGCAGACUUCAGCCUUGAGUCUUCAGCAGCAUAUAGCCAUGGCUCUUCAGCCCACAACCUUGAGUCAGCAGCCUACAGCUAUGGAUCUACAGCCUAUGAUCAUGCUGCUGCGCAAAGUAAGAGAUCUGCUGCCUACAGUCUUGACUCUGAAGCCCUCAGCAAGAGCUCUGCUGCCUAUAGUCAUGGAUCUGAAUCUAUCAACAAGCUGGCUGCAGCCUACCGCCUGGGGUCAGAGACCUAUGGUCUUGGACUGAAAGAUUCCAAUCUAAUGAUUGAAGAUCAGUCCUAUAAAAUGAGCCCCAAAGCAAAGAGAGCAAAACAGCAUUUGGUAUCUGAGGACAAAGAGAAUGAAGCCAUAGACUAUUCAGUACCUAUAUUCACAGGACGUGAAGUAAAUAUCAGUGGGAUCACAGAUACAGAAGAAGAAAGAAUUAAAGAGAGUGCUGCCUACGUUGCCAAAAGGAACCUCUUUGCGACUGGUGAAGGAGUUAGUGUCAGCAAGGUGGCCAAGUCUGUCUCUGAAGAGGAACAUCAUGAGAAAAAAUCAAGGAAAGUAGCAAUAAGGGAGUCUGCAGAGCGUGUGGCCCUGAAGAAAACGCUAGAAGAUACUCAGGCAUUUCACAAAAAGUUGAAUCAAGAUAAACUUCUACAUCCUCCCGAGUUUGUUAUCAAACCUCGUUCUCACACUAUCUGGGAAAAGCAAAAUGUCAAAUUUCAUUGUACGGUGGCUGGCUGGCCAGCACCCCGUGUUACAUGGUAAGUUUGUAUCUCUGUCACUC
Molecule: messenger RNA, 1173 nt
Organism: Meleagris gallopavo (turkey)
Lineage: Eukaryota; Metazoa; Chordata; Aves; Galliformes; Phasianidae
Source: RefSeq, a predicted model, not a curated record